GCGCCCUCUCUUAUACCCUUCAAUCGCCGUCGUGCGAUCGUGCUUCCGGCGACCCUAGCAAGCAGCACGCUAUCCCCGCCCACGUACUAACCACCGGACUCGCCGUGGCGCGCAUCAUGACAAACUCUCUCGAGUCCUCGCGGCCCAUGCUUGCCAACUCGGCCGCCAACCGCGCAUCAACCCGCAUGUCCACCUACAGCGCCACACCCACCCUCACACCCUCCAUCGCGCCCUCGCACCUCUCGCAAGCCUCGUCAACAGCCGGCGACCCAAAGUCACACGACAUCAAGACAUGGAACGCGGGAUUUGACCGCCUCGAAGACAAGCGCCUGGUCCAACAACGGUACGCCCUCAACGAGCGCAAGACAGACGACAUGAGCAAGCUGGCGCUGGGAGCAAAGCUGGACCGCGCACUCGCCCGCCGCAUGUCUGGUCAAGACGCUGUCUUCCGGCCAAAGGGCGCAGAGAAGAAGGAGAUUCAGGCAUAAGCGCGAAGAGAUGCGUCGCGAUACCACUUCUUUAUCCUUUCGUUACAAAGAGCCAUGAUUCGAUAGCUGCUUACAGCCACAGCCGGCUAUGCACACGGUCAUAUUC
This is a messenger RNA of Alternaria rosae, 594 nucleotides long. RefSeq lists its product as uncharacterized. The transcript is spliced from 2 exons. The record is from RefSeq and is a predicted model, not a curated record. The coding region runs from base 117 to 488 and encodes 123 amino acids. Lineage: Eukaryota; Fungi; Ascomycota; Dothideomycetes; Pleosporales; Pleosporaceae.